AUUUUUAAACAAAUACAAAAACUUUAUUGUAUAUAAAAAGUAAUUAAACAAUGCAAGCGCCACGGCUUUUGAGGACUUAUGCUUUAAACUCAGUUCUGCAUUUUACUACCCGCCAGAGUUCCUUAUCUUAAAAUCUUGAAGGUACCUUCUCUCGUCAGCAAUACCCAACGUACAUAAAUUUUCUACUUGACCAGCAGCUUCAGAGCAACAAAACCCAAGCGACAGACCUUCCUUGACCAGUCUUAGUGGUCUGACGAACACUGAGGAGGCGGAUUUGUGAAUUAACAGCAUUGAACCACAAUAACCCCGCAUGGUUAAGAGCUAUGAAGAAACCCAUUUUAAUAUUUUUUUCUAUACUAGAAGUGGAGAUAUACCUCAAGCUCAGGAUAUAGUGCCCGCAAACACUACCCAAUGAAGUUUUAAAACGUUUCAAGCUGCAGAAACAUUAAAUUAUCAACCAUGAGGUAUAUUAAGUUAGGCAAAUUACUGCAAACCUUGAAAUAAAAACUCACAACCAGUCUGAUGUUCAUUGAUAUUGAAGGUUAUAACUGCUUUCCCGUCCCCGGUAUUUGCAACAUACAGUAUUUUAUUUUUAUUUCAGUCCGAGCAAUAUGUGUUUUUGUGACUGUACAACCCAUUCUUAAACAGAAAUGAAAAAUUUCUGAGACAGGAGCUGGAGGUCGCAGGAUCCACUGACAGGAGGAGCCACAAAACUCUAACAUUGCGGCCAGAGGAAGGAGCUGAACCCGGGGAUCAGUCGGGCUGAGCGGCCGCGGCAGCUUCAGGCCUGGGACAUCUUUAUUGAACGCAGACCGAGAUCAGCCGCAGAGAUAGUAGGAACUGCCGAUGCUGGAGAAUCUGAGAUAACAAGGCGUAGAGCUGGAUGAACACAGCAGGCCAAGCAGCAGAAGGGUCUAGACUCGAAAUCAGUCGCAGUUUUGAAUUCGCGAUUUCCGAGCGGUUUGUGCCUCACCCGGACCCGUCAGCAGGUCCCCUGAGGCCAGCGCCAUGGAUUUGGAGCAGGAGGCGAAGUUUAAAGCGGCGGCGGUACCGGCCGAGCCCCCUAAGGCCGGAGAAGUGGUGGAGGGUGAAGUUUCGCCCCCGGACGGUACGGCCGAGCAGCCGGGGCCCAGCGGCGCAGAAUCGGCAGUGGUGGUGGUGGCGGCGGCGGCGGUGGCGGUGGCAGUGAAGGAGGAAGAAGAGGGGACGGCAGCGGAGGCCGCGGGUGGGAGACAGGCCCAAACGGACAAGAAGCCGGCGGCGCCCCGGGAAGGCGGUGCCGAUGAGGAUGAGGACGAUGAGGAUGGAGACGCCGUCCACCAGGCCAAGAGGCUGCGGGUGGAGCCGGCCAGAGACAAAAAGGACAAGAAGCAGAAGGUGGACGAGGACGAAAUCCAGAAGAUGCAAACACACCCAUCAAUGCAACAGACUGAUCAAUACCUUUGACCCAGACCUCCAGAGUAUCCUAUGCACUCUCAUUGCAUGUACUUCUUGCAUCGGAGACUUCUGCCUUCGAAAGAUACACAAAGACUUAACAACUGGGCAUCCCAUUCUAUCAAGCAACGGGACCCUGUGUGAGAAGCUUUCUGGCUAUAUUGAGGCAUCUUGAAACUCAUUGUACAAGGAACCCCCAGCUUCUGUCGCGACACUACAGACUUCUGGCAGAAACUCAUCAUCCACCGACCAGUCGAACCAGGAACAUUCCUCGUCACAAUGGAUGUUUUGGCACUCUACACCAGCAUCCACCACGACAACAGCACCGCCGCAACAGCUUCAGUACUCAAUACCAACAACUACCAAUUUCCAGAUGCCAUCCUAUGAUUUAUCCGCUUCAUCCUCGUCCACGUUUUCACUUUCGACAGUCAGCUCUUCAUCCAGACACACGGAACAGCCAGGGGAACCAAAUCUGCACCCCAAUAUGCCAACAUUUUCAUGCACAAGUUUGAGCAGGACUCCAACCAACGCUUAUACACCAGAUACAUCAAUGACAUUUUCUUCCUUUGGAUUCAUGGCGACGAAUCACUGAAAUGACUACGCACCAAGUUUCAUCCCACCAUCAGACUUGCCAUGAACUACUGUUCAGAAUCUCUCAUUCUUGGGGACACACAUCUCCAUCAGGGACAGACACCUCAGUACCUCACUCUAUCGCAAGCCUAAGGAGAACCUCACGAUGCUGCACUUCUCUAGCUUCCACCCUAAACAGGUUAAAUAAGUCAUCCCCUAUGGACAAGCCCUGCAUAUAUACAAGAUCUGCUCAGACAAGGAGGAAUGUGAUGCUGAAAGACACGGCCAUAAGAAUGGGACACAAUGCUUAACUGAUUGAUCGCUAGUUCUGAUGUGCCUAAGCAAAAAACUGUAACGAGCUCCUCAGGAGACAGAUAUAGGACAUGACCAAUAGAGUACCCUUUGUCAUCCAGUACUUUCCUGGAGCAGAGAAACUAUGUCAAUAUGUCAUCAAUGACCACAAACACCUCGCCAAGAUCAUCCCUACACUUCCACUUCUCACCUUCAAACAGCUGCCAAACCUUAAACAGACCAUUGUUGGCAGCAAACUACCCAGCCUUCAGGACAACAUUAACCACAACACCACACAACUCUGUCACGGCAACCUCUGCAAGACAUGCCAGUUCAUCGACAUGGAUACUACCAUCUCACACACGGGAACACCAUCCACCAUGUACGUGGCAGAUACUCGUGACUGGGCCAAUGUUGUCUCCCUCAUACGCUGCAGGCAAGGAUGCCCCAAGGCAUGGGAUAUUGGCGAAACCUUGCAGAUGCUAUGACAACAGGUGAAUGGACACCAUGUAACAAUCACCAGACAGGGACGUUCGCACCCAGUCGGGGAACACUUCAGCAGUCAAGGACACUCAGCCUCAGAUCUUUGGGUAAGCGUCCUCCAAGGCGGCCUUUGAAACACCUAACAAUACAGAAUCGUCGACCAGAAAUUGAUAGCUAAGUUCCGUACCCAUGAAGACGGCCUUAACCGAGAUCUUCGGUUCAUGUCUCACUACAUGUAACCCCCACCAUACUGUUCUGUAUCUUAAGAUCUUCCUUACUAUCUUGUUUUGACACUAUCACCUUGAUAACUUAUGAUCUCACUACCUUAAUUAAUUUGU
This is a messenger RNA of Rhincodon typus (whale shark), 3116 nucleotides long. RefSeq names its product transcription initiation factor TFIID subunit 11-like. Bases 1009 to 1446 code for a protein of 145 amino acids. The record is from RefSeq and is a predicted model, not a curated record. NCBI's taxonomy places the organism in Eukaryota, Metazoa, Chordata, Chondrichthyes, Orectolobiformes, Rhincodontidae. The transcript is spliced from 2 exons.